AUUAAGCCAAUCACUCGCCCUGCAGGUAAAGUGGGCUUGGCUCUCUCAGGUCUAAGCUAUGUUGAUUCUUGCUCGGUCAAUGACUUUCUGUCCUGGAUAGUAAGCAGUGUGCACCACAAUGAGGAUUUUCCUGCUUCUGCUGGUUGCGUUAGCAGCCAUCGGAGAAUCCCAAGGUGGUAGCAAGGACCACAGCCGAUUGAAACGGGAUGUUUUAUUGCGUUCUAAAAGGAGAUGGGUCCUGUCCACGAUUGAACUAGAAGAGAACAUGGAGGUGGAAUACCCAUUCAAAAUUUCAACGAUGUUCAAUGACAAAACUAUAGGGAAGAAAUAUAAGUUUGAAAUGAGUGGAGACGGUGUUCAUGACGGAUUGUUCUCCAUAAAUGAUACAACCGGAGACGUCUAUGUGCACAGAAAAGUUGAUCGGGAGGAGAAAGAGAUUUAUCACAUCACAUUUGAUGUCUGGGACAAAUCAACCAACACAAAAAUGGACAGGGAGCUAUCUUUUGAUGUAGAAGUAAAGGACAUAAAUGACAAAGCACCGAUGUUUACCAAUUUUAACAAAACAGUAAAUGUGGAUGAAAACACAGAGGAAGGAUUCCUGCCUGCAUCUAUGGAGGUCACUGAUCGAGACAUGGAGAAAACGGACAAUUCAAAGGUCUCAAUUCGUGUGGUUUCUCAGAACCCGGCAGAGCCUAAGAUUAAUGUCACACAGAUUGAUGACAGAAUGGCCCGACUCACUUUCAAAGGAUGUUUUGACUAUGAUAAAGCAAAGCAGUUUAAAGUAAAACUUACAGCAAGUGAUCAUGGAAAGCCACCUCUUUCCACCACUGAAGUUAUUAUGCUCAAUAUUGUCAACAAAAACAAUAACGCUCCAAAGUUCAAGCAGAAACAGUACGAAGUUGAGGCUGUGGAAAUGACUACCCAUGAUGAUAUUUUGAGAAUUGCAGUAGAGGACAAGGAUGCUCCAAACACUGAUGGCUGGAAGGCCAAGUACUACUUCAUCAGUGGCAAUGAAGAAGAAAUCUACAGCCUUAGAACUGACCCAAAAACUAAUGAGUGUAUUCUGAGUGUUGUCAAGGAGAAGAAUUACAACCAAAAUACUUUGGUGAACCUGACAAUCGGAGCUGAAAAUGUUGAACCCUUAUCCAUUUGUAAAGAUAAUAAACUGAUUAAAGAUCCAAAGCUGCUCCCACCUCCAGAUUCAGUCAAUGUUACAGUGAAAAUGCUCGAUACCAAUGAUGCACCUGUUUUUGAAGAACAAACAAAAGAGGUGUAUCAGGUAGAAGAGUCGGAGCCAGGACAGGUGCUCUACACUCCAAAGGUUCAGGAUAUCGACUCAUCCAAUGUCAGAUUUGUCAUGGUAGAAGAUCCAGCUGGUUGGAUGUCUCUUGAUGAAAAAAACGGAAAACUUACAACAACCAAGAAAAUGAAUCGAGAGUCACCCUUUGUUGAUGAAAACAAUAUUUACCGAGUUGCUUUUGCUGCUAUAGAUGACGGCACACCUCCUGCCACAAGCACCUGCACCAUCAAGGUCCACCUCAGGGAUAUCAAUGACAACACCCCUAAGCUGGUCAACUCAAGUAUGAUCUUUUGUGAUAACAAAGUUAUCAAGAUCAUGGUGCCUGCUGAGGACAGUGAUGCAGAGCCAUUCAGUGGACCUUUCAUCUUCACCUUGAAGGAUGAUAAAACUCUGAAACGGCUGUGGAAACUUGACCCUGCUCAUGGGGAACAAGCUGGCCUUGUUGCUCUGAAGUCACUUGAGAGGGGUAAUUACUCCAUUCCUCUGCUGAUUCAGGACAAACAGAAUAUGAUUGGACACGAGACGUUGGAGGUGGAGGUUUGUGAUUGUGGAGGAGGAGACGUUUGUGUCAGGACUAUAAAUCCAUGUUCAACUAAUGUCAGUGAUGCUGCCAUUGGAACAAUAAUCCUUGGACUGCUUUUAUUUCUGUUACUGCUGGUCAUUAUUGUUUGCUACAAACAAAAACAAAAGUUCCAGUCUUUUGAGGACCAGGGCCAGCAGUCACUAAUCCAUUACAAUGAAGAAGGAAUGAGCGUUGACUGCAAGGCUGAACCUGUUCACCUAAUACAAGCAAGUGGUGGAACUGUGACAGAUGGCAUCAAGCAGAGCUUUGUGCAGAAAACUAAGACAGUUGAUCAUUUGUGGUCUGAUGAGAGGCAGGACAUCGCCACACAUUUACCCCAGCAGAUAAACUCAUGCAUGAGUAUGGGCAUGGACACAAGCACACAACAACAAAGACGCUCAAGAUCAAGCUAUGAUUGUUCAUCAAGAUUUUCAAUGGGUCUUGGCAGCAAGAGGAGCACAGUACAACAGAGCAGCACCUUGACAUACAGAGGGUAUGUGUCGUCAAAUCCCCAUCUCCAGAUACUGGUGGAAAAUAGUAUUGACAAAACUUCUCGAGAAGAAGCAGUUGGACAAGAGAACAAUCCCAUUAAGUUUGCAUAUGAAGGAGAAGGGAGCCGAUGUGGGUCGCUGGAUGAGCUGGCAUUCGACAUCCUGGAUGGAAAUUUGUCCUUUCUGGAUCAUCUAGGGCCAAGGUUCAACACCUUGGCAGAGAUGUGUAACGCUUCAGUUGUGAAAAAAACUGCAGCUUUGGAAGGUACCAAGGGCUAGAGACUUUAACAACGUUGCCUGAUUGUAGUUAAAAACGAUUUAUUCGGAUUUCCUGGGAAGGUAAACACAAAAGAGUCCAGGCUUUGUACUUUUUGUAGAUUACGUAAAUUAUGGAUUUGAGCAUGCCAUUUAUCAAGCCAGUGAUCUACAUCGAUCCAUGGGACACGGAUUAUUGUAUCAGCAGCCUCGUUGUGCUUGCUGUAAUUCAUGAGCAUGCCUUGCUUAGUUGAUUUAGAAAAAGUAGCUGGAUGUGUUUUAAUAUUAGUUUUUUUUUUUUUUACAAAAACUUUUUUAAAUGUGAGGGAUUAGAGCUACUUAACAGCUGACUUUGUAGCUUUGGUGGUUUUACAAAGACAAAAUUACAUUGCAUGGGUAACAGAUAACUGUGGAAACUGGGAUCUUAGCAUUUGCAAACUGCAUCAUUGUCUUUGUUUGUGUUUUUAUAUUUUAUUGAAGGUUGGCUGAGAAGCAUUACUUUAAUCUUCCAAGGCAGAGUUUAAAAAGUCUAGAAUACUGUAAACGGUUGGUGGGAUGGUGGGAAAUAAAAACCAAAUACAAACUUAUAGACGAUUAGAAACCAAUGACAAAAAAAAAAGAAGCUAUGCUGAGUCAAGGGCAAGAAGAGAGCAGUUGGUGGUGUGAACUCUGAUGGUUGGAUGCUCUUGGAAGCACUGUAAAUUUUUAUAAAUUUUAUUUUCGUUUUAGUCUUGACUAAAAUUCCUUUUCAUUUUACUCCCAAUUUAGUUGUCCAAUUACUUGAAACUUUAGUCUUAUUUUAUUCAAGUAGAACAGAAAACAAUUUUAGUCAACUAAGACAAAUGUAUAUUUCUUCUGAUGCUAUCAUCUUCAACUCCUGUAAAGGAAAUGUUAACUACACCUACUCGAAACUGUAAAGCAAUAUGAAAAAUUCUCUUUGGAUCAAUAAAACUCAUGUUUAUUUGUUCA
Messenger RNA from Nothobranchius furzeri (turquoise killifish), 3577 nucleotides. RefSeq names its product cadherin-like protein 26. Gene Ontology annotation, molecular function: cadherin binding; calcium ion binding. Gene Ontology annotation, cellular component: catenin complex; adherens junction; plasma membrane. Gene Ontology annotation, biological process: cell-cell junction assembly; cell morphogenesis; homophilic cell-cell adhesion. NCBI's taxonomy places the organism in Eukaryota, Metazoa, Chordata, Actinopteri, Cyprinodontiformes, Nothobranchiidae. The record is from RefSeq and is a predicted model, not a curated record.